AUGGCUGGUGCCGCGCCGAGACCUCCGCCCCGGGGCUUGCAGUGGCUCUUCCUGGCCGCCCUGAUGGUCCCCUGCGAGGGGCGAGGGGGGCAGCCAGAGGAGGGGGGCGCCGCCUGCUACGGGGGCUUCGACCUCUACUUCAUCUUGGACAAAUCAGGAAGUGUCCUACACCACUGGAGUGAAAUCUAUUACUUUGUGGAACAUCUGGCUCACAAAUUUAUAAGCCCCCAGUUGAGAAUGUCCUUUAUUGUCUUCUCCACUCAAGGUUCAACCCUGAUGGACCUGACAGAAGACAGAGAAAAAAUCCGUCGAGGCUUAGAUGAACUUCAGAAGGUCUUGCCAGGAGGAGACACCUACAUGCACGAAGGAUUUAAAAGGGCCAGUGAGCAAAUUUAUCAUGAAAAUGUUCAAGGUUACAGGACCGCCAGUGUCAUUAUUGCCUUGACGGACGGAGAACUUCAUGAGGACCUUUUCUUCUAUUCUGAACAAGAGGCCAACCGGUCCCGUGAGCUGGGAGCCACAGUGUACUGUGUUGGUGUAAAGGACUUCAAUGAAACUCAGUUGGCCCGAAUUGCUGACAGCAAGGAUCACGUUUUCCCUGUGAAUGAUGGCUUUGAAGCUCUCCAAGGAAUCAUAGACUCUAUUCUGAAGAAAUCUUGCAUUGAAAUCCUCGCUGCAAAGCCUUCCAGUAUUUGUGCAGGCGAGUCCUUCCAAGUUGUGGUGACAGGAAAUGGCUUCCGACACGCCCGUAAUGUGGAUCGUGUCCUCUGCAGCUUCAGAAUCAAUGAGACGGUCACACUCAAUCUGGAUGGGACAAAAGAACGCAAAGAACUUAGGGGUUCUCCUGGGGGGAGACCGAGCACUAAAAACUUAUUAUCAAAAUUUUAUUUUGUGGUUGUGAAACCUCUCCCUUGCAUAAUUCAUAGAGGAAGAGAUGAGAUGGUGACUCUUCGAUGGCAAUAA
This is a messenger RNA of Protobothrops mucrosquamatus (brown spotted pit viper), 963 nucleotides long. Its product is annotated as anthrax toxin receptor 1-like. The transcript is spliced from 12 exons. NCBI's taxonomy places the organism in Eukaryota, Metazoa, Chordata, Lepidosauria, Squamata, Viperidae. Gene Ontology annotation, cellular component: membrane. The record is from RefSeq and is a predicted model, not a curated record. Bases 1 to 963 code for a protein of 320 amino acids. Gene Ontology annotation, molecular function: signaling receptor activity.